Molecule: messenger RNA, 1206 nt
Organism: Cylindrotheca closterium
Lineage: Eukaryota; Bacillariophyta; Bacillariophyceae; Bacillariales; Bacillariaceae
Source: the annotation of a GenBank genome assembly
AUGAGCGAAAUCAGAAACGGAGAGCACAGCCCACUGCUUCGCCACAUGUCAAUUGACGUCAAGAAUGCAAGAAGCUUCAAAUUGUCUUGUCGGCAUGUACCUGCGAGACUUGGUGCAAUAUUUCUUAUUCUCGGAUGUUUGGUCUUGAUUUUAUCGAGGCAGGCAGAUCAAGAUGGGUGUAUCAUCCCUAUUGAGAGGGCGAGUGAGCACUAUAUUGAAGUGGAUGAAGAGAUUUUCUUGUGGUAUCGAAUCUGGGGCAACAGAAAGUCUGGAGUGCCCGUCCUUUUCGUGCACGGUGGACCUGGCCAAGCAGUUGUAGACUACAAGAAUGGCAACAAGAGAUUCUUUGAUGCCUCGGAGCUGUUUGUUGUUGAAAUUGAUCAGCGUGGAACAGGAAGAUCCAAACCAAGUGUUAGAGACGAUUUGCACAACAUGGAACUAUAUGAUGAUAUUUCAGUCGAUCUGAUUUCGAAAGAUUUUGAAGUUGUCAGAAAGCAACUUGGAAUUGAGCAAUGGGUGGUAUGGGGCGGCAGUUUUGGUUCAACGAUCGCAUUGGACUAUGGAAUGCAGUUUCCGGAACGAUGCCUUGGACUUAUUUUGCGUGGCAUUUACCUCGAUACAGUUCCUGAGGUAAGCUCUGUCUACUCGAGACAGGCUUUCAUACACAACAAAAAGCGGCUACAAGAGUUUCAGGUUCUCUUUCAGCUCGCAAAUGACUACAAUCGCAAAAUCGAUGGACUUAACCUUAAUCCAGACGAUGCUCUAGCUUUGAUGCAAGUGUACGAAGCCAUGAUUCGAAGCGGACGAAAGGACGCUAUCUGGAAUUGGUUUGCCUUUGAAAACAACCUAAUGGAAGAGAGGCCAGAGAUGUUACUGGACCCCUCAGAGAUUGUCGAAUCGAAGAUGCCAGAGGCGCAGAGUGUUGCAUAUUUUGAAUUACGACUGUGGCUUCAUGCAAGUUUGGAACAACCCACAAAUAUUAUUCAGCGCGUAAAUCGAUUGUCGGACACUCCAGUGUUUAUAUGCCAAGGCCUUAGAGACGAAGUGUGUCCUUCCGAAAACGCCCGCUUACUUGCAAAGAAAUUGAAAGAUGUCGGAGCCCCCUUGACAGCACAUUUUCUCAACGCUGGCCACGAGGAUACUGAUCCCGUAAUGGAAAAAUGUCUGCAAAGAAGCAUUCAAGAAUUUCGUGAACAGUUGAAGUAG